Erigeron canadensis is the source of this 513-nucleotide messenger RNA. RefSeq names its product RING-H2 finger protein ATL70-like. Lineage: Eukaryota; Viridiplantae; Streptophyta; Magnoliopsida; Asterales; Asteraceae. The record is from RefSeq and is a predicted model, not a curated record. Bases 1 to 513 code for a protein of 170 amino acids. The transcript has a single exon.
AUGGAUGCCCCAACGGGCUCCAUAGAACCACAGUACCCCAUCCCGGCCCCGAAAGGAAGCAGGGACUACUUAUAUGUAGUCGGGUUCUUUGGUUUGGUCGUCCUUCUACUGGCCCUUACCUACUUUUCUUACAAGUGCAAGCGCUCUUCUUCAUCACCCACCAUCUCUUUUGGUCCCCCCAUAUAUAGAGAGGCCGCCUCCAACCGCCACCUUCUAAGAACUACUUCUCGAGGCCUUGAUGAUGAUAUUCUCGUGACUUUCCCGACGUUCCUCUACUCUGAUGAAUCCACCGUGCGUGAUGAGAAUAAUAACGAUGCCAAUAAUGGCUCCGCCGGUGAUUGCUCUAUAUGUUUGGUGAAUUAUAAGCGGGAAGAUGUUGUUCGGAAACUGCCAGAGUGUGGACACUUGUUUCAUGUAAGGUGUGUAGAUACGUGGUUGAAGGCUCAUCCUACUUGCCCCGUGUGUCGAAAAUCGCCCCUUGUUGGGACGACGUUGCCAUAUAUAAUCAAUUAA